AUGGUUGGAGCAGUUCUUCCUCCAACUCUAAAAUGCGCCGUGAGUGCCGUUGCAGUCUUAACCUGCGCACUUAUAAGCACCCUCUCUUUCGCUCUCCACGACGCCGCACAGGACCCAAUCAUACACCAAGUCACAGACAAUCACCGCCCUCUGCUGGGGACAGAGAGAAGCUUCCAGAUGUUCAUCGAGAAAUACGGGAAGAAGUAUUCGACCCAAAAGGAGUACAUGCACCGCCUCGGGAUCUUCGCAAAGAACAUGGUCAGAGCCGCCGAACACCAGGCCCUUGAUCCGACGGCUGUCCACGGCGUCACGCCUUUCUCUGACCUGUCCGAGGAGGAGUUCGAGCGGAUGUACACCGGCAUGAGAGCUGUCCCGCCGGCCAGCUCGAACGACGGCGUUUCGGAUAGUGCUCCACCGGUUAUGGAUGUUAGUGAUUUGCCUAAGAACUUUGAUUGGAGAGAGAAAGGAGCUGUUACUGAGGUCAAGAUGCAGGGUGGGUGUGGGUCGUGCUGGGCCUUCAGCACUACAGGAGCAAUUGAAGGAGCCAAUUUUAUUGCAACAGGAAAGCUUCUUAGUCUCAGUGAGCAACAGCUUGUGGACUGCGAUAGCACAUGCGAUGCGAAAGACAAGACUGCGUGCGACAGUGGGUGUGGUGGCGGGCUUAUGACAAAUGCCUAUGAAUAUCUGAUUGAAGCGGGAGGGUUGGAGGAGGAGAGCACAUACCCAUACACCGGAAGACGGGGCGAAUGCAAAUUUAAUCCGGACAAGGUGGCUGUAAAAGUUGCCAAUUUUAGCACCAUCCCUAUUGAUGAGGACCAAAUUGCAGCCAAUUUAGUCCACCGUGGCCCCCUUGCCAUCGGGUUGAAUGCUAUGUUUAUGCAAACAUACAUCGGCGGUGUUUCGUGCCCCCUAAUCUGUUUCAGGAAAUGGGUGAACCAUGGUGUUUUACUUGUGGGGUAUGGUGCCAAGGGCUACUCCAUUCUCAGGCUGCGCAACAAGCCAUAUUGGAUCAUCAAGAAUUCAUGGGGUGAACAAUGGGGAGAGAAUGGGUAUUAUCAUCUUUGCCGAGGCCAUGCCAUGUGUGGUAUGAACUCAAUGGUCUCUGCAGUUGUGACCCGUACUCGUCCCGCCUAG
This is a messenger RNA of Prunus armeniaca (apricot), 1134 nucleotides long. The record is from the annotation of a GenBank genome assembly. NCBI's taxonomy places the organism in Eukaryota, Viridiplantae, Streptophyta, Magnoliopsida, Rosales, Rosaceae.